This is a messenger RNA of Microcebus murinus (gray mouse lemur), 1546 nucleotides long. The record is from RefSeq and is a predicted model, not a curated record. Lineage: Eukaryota; Metazoa; Chordata; Mammalia; Primates; Cheirogaleidae.
AUGCUAGAAAUGCCACAAGAUGCACAAAAUAUUGUUCGAUUAGCAGCUAUGAUCAUCUGGUGCUGGCAAUUCACUGUUUUUCAGGCCUUGGGCUUCCUGGGGGUCCAGGGCCGUUCCUCGGAGAGCAGAAAAUUUGAAACAGAGUCUUGGCAGAGCUCGGAGAUUGGGAAACUAAGAGCGCUAGACCAGCCGCGCUCCUGCCGCCCCAGCCCUGCGGGGCUUUCUGCCUCGGAGGCCGUCGCCCCAGAGAGCCGGCUUGUCCCCUCCGAGGCCCCCGGAGCGCAGGCCGGCUUGUCCCCUCCGAGGCCCCCGGAGCGCAGGCCGGCUUGUCCCCUCCGAGGCCCCCAGAGAGCCGGCGGGCUUCUCCCUCGGAGCCCCCGGAGCGCCGGCCGGCUUGUCCCCUCCGAGGCCCCCGGAGCGCAGGCCGGCUUGUCCCCUCCGAGGCCCCCGGAGCGCAGGCCGGCUUGUCCCCUCCGAGGCCCCCGAGCGCCGUGGCCGUUCAGCGGGACAUGGAGGUCACUGGGCAUUGGGACGCGUGCGUUGGACGCCUGGGGACGCCCGCCGGCGCGUCCCGGCCGCGCCCGCGGAGCUGGGUCAGGCCUGGCCAGCGGGACGGCAGGCCCGGUCCCCACUCGCGGAGCCGUUCUGUCCAGCAGCGGGGCCGGAGCGCGGGGAGGUCGUCUCCACCCCGCCGUGGGACUCAGAGGUGGAGGGAACUGGAAACACCGGGACGCUGGGGGCCCGCGAACCAAGGGGGUGGGAGCGAAGGGUCGCCACGCGCACGGGCAGCCCCCAGCACCAGAGCAUCCGCGGGAGCUCAGGACUCUCUGGUCGCCCCACCGGUCCCUGCAGGACGACUGGAGAGCGACUGUCCCAUUGGGCCAACGUGCACCAUUUCCAUCAGGAGCCCCGCGGGUGGCUAACGCCCAGGCUGCUCCCUGGGCAGAGCCAAACACCGCCAGCCCGGCCGGCCGCAGGCCCCUUGUUACUCUGCGAAACCAAGUGAAAAGGAACAUAGUGUUGAAGGGGAAAAGGUCUCAGCAAAAGAGGGGAAUGGGGGCAGAGCCAGCUCUUCCAGUCUUUCCUUACAAACCAUGAGUAGGGAGUUGGGGUGUUGAUUGAAUAAAUGUGAAGCCACGGGCAUUGGUUUUGUUUGUUUGUUGGUUGGUUGGUUGGUUUUUGUUUUAAGGGAGCUGAUACAGUCAGUCAUCUUCCCUUCCACGCCUCUUCCUUCCCGGAUCCUCUUCCCUGUCCCCCACCAACACCAAGGUGACUCUUAUUCCCCACACACCCAGGGCAAGAGAAACACAGUCCCCGGGCAACCCCACUCUUUCACUAGUAACUGUUUUCUCUCUGCUGCCUACAUAGGCCCUGGCACAGGAUACGAAAUGAUACUAUGGUAAUGACAGCUAACACAGAGCACCGUGUUAAUGGCUUAGCAGGAAAUGCGCCUUUUGACUCUCAAGUAAAAGCAGCCUAGAAUCCAUCACCCAUUUCUUUGGACACGACUAUCAGUAGCAUCAUCAACUCCACCGUGGCGACUUCC